UUGAUACGUUUUUCAGCCCUCUCCUUGUGGUCUUUAUGCGUGCUUCUGUGCGUUUAUCGGCGACUACGAACAUGUCCAGUGUCUGCAACAUUGGGAUAUAGAAAAAUUGCGCAAGAAUUUCGGCGUAUUGGUAACACUGUGGACAGCCGUGUACGUGUGCCGUCCGAUUUGGCUGUGUACAGGGAACUCGAUCGACUAGUUGAUUAUGGACUCCUGAUUACGGACUCAAAAGCGAACAAUCGAUGCUCACUGAAUGUGCACUCGAAAACGUUGGGUAACAUACUGCGAGGUGUUACUUUACCGAUGGCUAUUGGAUAUUGGUUCGAUACGCAGACGGAUGAGGUUCUUAACUGUGAACGUGUCUAUUCGUUAGUCUUUCUGUUUAGGCUGGCAAAAAUGAAAAGUAGGAAGGUGACAGGAAUACCUUUGAUUAAGCAAAACUUUGAGCAAUAG
Messenger RNA from Cooperia oncophora, 453 nucleotides. The record is from the annotation of a GenBank genome assembly. Lineage: Eukaryota; Metazoa; Nematoda; Chromadorea; Rhabditida; Trichostrongylidae.